UCGGUUCAGGCCUAAACUGCAAUAGCACUAGCAAUGGCUGCCGUGGGCCUAGUGGUAUCAAUGCAGGCUCCAUAGUGAAGAGCCGCUAGCUGGCAGAUUUAAAGGGUUGACAUCUGCCCAUGGAACGACACUCACUUAGACCUCGAUACACAUCGACAUGUUCGUUCGAAUCUUCACAAUUUCUGUGAUCUCCCUUCUCCUUUCCCAGGUCUAUGCUAUGGCCGCUGUUGACACGACCUCGUCCAGUUCACCGAUUAGCUGUGAUGACGACGGCGAGCUUCAUUGCUGCAUGAAGGAUUCGUCUAAACUGGGGGACGUUGAUGAUGAGCAGUGUCAAAACUACUCAGAGAAUUGCUCAAGUGGCUAUGUACCAUCUUGUUGCUACAUCGUGACCGACCUGGAGAAUUACUAUUACUGCCAAGUCAUUCAGUACUCAGUUUGAAGUCUUGCAAUGCUCCACCAUCGGUUCAAUACUGUCCUCCUUCGAUGUGACUUACCUCCAUUUCGCAGACUGGACGUACCCGGAGA
Suillus bovinus is the source of this 528-nucleotide messenger RNA. RefSeq lists its product as uncharacterized. NCBI's taxonomy places the organism in Eukaryota, Fungi, Basidiomycota, Agaricomycetes, Boletales, Suillaceae. The coding region runs from base 158 to 442 and encodes 94 amino acids. The record is from RefSeq and is a predicted model, not a curated record. The transcript is spliced from 4 exons.